CCGUUAAUGCAGAGUAGAAGAAGAAUGUAACUUCGUGAAAAGGGCUUCUGUAGUGGCGUCGCGUCAGACGCUUAGCUAAUAGUAAUAACACGGUAAAACGACGGAUAUUCGGUUCUCGGUCAGUAUUACGAGGCGGUGUUAGGUUGUCAGUAAUGUAUAUUGGUCCGUCGUCUACACUUUGAAGGCUCUCUCGUAGCACUGAUAAUGCUGAAAAUGAAGCUACCGACGAAAACGGGCGAGGAAGGAGGUAACCAAACGGCUAAGAACGAUUCAUUGGAUCGGCCGAAGCACCAACAUGUUCUCGGGGCGGCAUCUCCCUCCGUGGCGUAUGACAAGCUGGGGGACUCGCCCAGACCUCCGGUGUAUCCACCACAACUGGACAAGGAGAGCGUCUUUGAGUGGUUCGGCCUGCACCUAAACCCUGCUAAGCGUAUCGAGUUCAUGUGCGGGCUGUUGCAUAUGUGCCAACCCCUGGAGCUCCGUUUUUUAGGAUCUUACUUGGAGGAUCUCGCUAGAAAAGAUUACCAUGUUUUACGGGACUUUGAGUUUCGAGCAAAUAAUCCGAGCGAUUUGGGAGUGUUAACGGACGUGGUUGACCCAGUGAUCAGGUCUAAACUCCUAGUCUGCCUGUCCCUCCUCGGGUCUGACAGCAGGGAAUGUGCUGGAAUACUCUUUCGGAUACUGAGCCAUGUCAACCCGGCCUUGUUCUGCAAAAAUUACGAGUGCCCCCUCCCUCCAUUUAGGGACUCUCACGUUCACUCGCCGUGUCAGGCCGACAAUAUGUACGGAGGUUCAGAAGAAGACUGCGGCUUCUCUGCAAACGACACAGCCGGAGGACCUCUGGAGCAGAUUGCGCUGCUUUUUACUAUGGCGUCCCUGCACCCAGCCUUCCACUUCCACCAACGCCAAGUUGUUCGGGAACUGCUCGACAAAAUAGAGCUGGCUAUGGAGGAGGGAAAGCGUCAACGCCAGCGUAGAUUAAACGUCCAAGCAACGGAGCUGAUGGGCCAAAAGGGAGAUUACCUGGCCUCUCAAGGGCUUGGGCUAGGAGAGUGUCCAGCCUCCCAUCCACCUUGCCAGAGCCGACGGUCCAGCCGCAGGGCAACACAGAGAGAAGCUGUGCAUAUCGAGGGAAUUGUGCUUAAGGGCAUCUGUCGGAAGAGAACGGACAAGGAAUACAAUUUUGAGGUGACCUGGUCCGACUCCUCUUUCAGCCAAGUGACCAAAACCCAUUUUGAGCUGGAGAACUUCCUCCUGAAGCUUCCUAAGGAUCAGUGUACAGAGUCUUUUGAGAAGAGCAUCUUGAAUCUUUUGAACCAGGGGGGCCAGUAUGAGAGCAGGGAGGUGGAGAAGAACCUCAGAGAGAGGUUCCUGUCUGCGCCUCCACUGUUCAGGCAGACCAGAAAGGUCUGCAGCUUCUUCAACUGUGAUUCCAGUUGCGCUGCCAAACCUACUUGUAGCAGAUGCAACUGUCAGCUGGGCACAGCCUACCAGGGAGACUGCUCCGAUGCCUCCAGUCAGGAGGAAGAGUCGUAUCUACAGGGACACAAGAAAAAGCACGGGUCCAAGAGUCCAUGUCAGCUCAGUCUGUCUAGUGCCAAAGGCUCCCAGGUGGACCCUCGCAGGGGAGGACAUGCUGCAGAGCUCAAUGGGCCUGCAGAGAGGAGAAAGAAGAGCUGCGCACCGCGAAGUAGCCAGGAAGCCGAACAGCACCAGGACACAGACAAGAGAAGCCACCCAUCCACCAAAACCAAGAGCAGAGUGCUGCCCACAGAAGGAGACAAGGUGAAGUGCAAGUCUGUUACCUUUGUGUCCAACGGGUGUUUGGUAGCAGCCCCGAGGAAAGAUGGCGGUUCAUCAUCAGAAAGCUGCAGCUCCCCAUCCAGCCCACAGCACCGAGGACCAGAGAGCCUGGAAAGUGAGGAUGAACACAACAAAGAUACAGAUAGCCCCUGUGAUGAUCUCUGUAAAGGACCGGGCUCUGACAUGUUCUUCACCGGCCAGACUGAUUCUGCUGUGCUGGCGGAGGCCUCCUUCAGCAGCCUGGAGGGGAGAGCAGACUUCCCACAUAUUUCCUUCAUGCAUAAUGUGAGCUACAUACUCCCCAAUGGAGCUGCGGAUGCUGGGCUCCCAUUGGGUUCACUUCCUGGCCAGAGCCUGGUUCCAGAGGGAAAGCCCUCAUCAGGGCCGCUAAUGAUUCCGAUGCCCACACUGCCUCCAGCCGUCUCUGGAAUUGUGGACGACCCGGAGAAGAGGGAUGUUGUCCAAACCUUUGGGAUUCCACCUACUGGACUGCAUCCUGCAGGAAGUUCUGCUAUGCAGCCUUUGGUCCAGGGCUUCAAAACGGCUUUGUCUCACAGCCAGGGUGGCACUGACGGAGUGCCGGGGAGUGGCUCUUCACCUGCUGCACCGCAGGUUUCACACCAGGGUCCAAUCAGACCCAUCAGCGUCAUGUCUUCUCCGAUACUAACCUGCCAAGACCCAGCCAACGUCAGCCCGGGCCUGGCCUCUUCUCUACCACAUGUGGAGACAUCGCAAAGCAAGCGCCCAGGCUUACCGUCUGCCCUGCCUUCUCCCUACACCCUGCCCCCCGUCCCAAUGCCAACUCUGGGGGCACCUGUGACCCCUGUUCCAUCCCCUGGACAAGUACAAGCUGCUGUUCCCCCAGCUGUGCCCACACACACCCCUGGACCUGCCCCAAGCUCCAGCCCAGCACUUACACACAGCAUAGCACACAGCGACUGUACAUCCUACAGUAACAGCAGUGCUUCCAGUGGAAGCACCCCGGUCGCUCCUGGUAGCCCUCUCACUCUCCAGCAGACCCAGCAGCCAGCAGCACCGCAGCAGCAGCCGCCAAUGGGCUGCGGGAUGUGCGGCUGUCACAAUAACUGCGGCAGCCGAAGCAGCAGUGCGAGCGUCGCCUCCGGUCAGACGCCUUUAUUCUUCCCUGGCCACCAGAUGGCAGCAGCGCACCAGAUGUUCAGUGUUCCUCCACCGCUCUUCCAGAUCACAAGCCUGUGCAAUAACAGCUACCUCACCCAGGCUCACCCUCCUCACCAGGCCAACGGACCCACCUCCCUGCCCCCUUACUUCCCCAGCGCUCCUCCAGCACAUCCACCCCCUUACCUUAACACUCACACCCAAAGUCACGCAGAGGUUCCAUCGCACAUGCUGGCCACGCAGGCUACAGCAGUGGUAGCCGCCAGCUACAGCCUCCAGCAGCCUAUGGCUCCAAACACAUCGUUCUGCCACCAUGUCUACCAGCAUGUGUACCCUCCCCUGGGGAUGCUGCCUCCCUCUCUGUUGGGGGGAGGUGGCGUCAAUAAGAAGAACGGGAACGUGUCCUGUUAUAACUGCGGUGUGAGCGGCCACUUUGCUCACGAAUGCAACCAGCCCUCCAUUGACUCCACACAGCAAGGUGGGUUCCGGUUAAAGUACACACCGUCCCACAUCUCAGACGGCCCUGACAACGCUGACUGAAGAACACGAGGAGGAUGGAGAGAAGUUCCUGCGACCUCGUUUCCAUGGCAGCAGCCUCUUCCCUGGGAGCUGCUUGUGAGCAGCGUGAUUAAGCUUCUGUGUUCGCCACCACAUCCUCUGAACAGGACCGACCUGCCAAGGGCUCCGUGGACAAAACCUGAGUACUCGUGCCUGGGAAAAUCUUCCUCCCGUGGGGUUUACUCACUGUCACUCAUUGCACACACAAACUGUCCAUGUGACUCGAAGCCCCACCCCCUUUCAGUUGGUUUUUGAUAUUUUUGCACUGAGGGUCGGAAAUGAUUAACUUAUUAAUUCUUAGGAAGUGAAAGCUAUUUUGAGGAUAUUUAGUUUUAACAUUAAUGCGGAGCCUUCGGUCUCGACUGGGAGCUUCUUAAACACUUAUUUCUAAGAGAGAGCGUAUUUAUGCCUUUUUCCUAACUGUUCACGAUUUUAUUGUACAGCAGUUUUCAAAGAUUACGAAUCAAAGAUUGAUUUUGUUUUCAAUUUUGCUGUAAGGUUUUUGAAUGUACGUUUAAAAAGGAAUCUGAUUCAGAGUGGACGGCUCUCAUGCGUUUUUGCCACUUGGUGUGUUUUUAGUUGAAGGGUAAUUGCUGCUGCUUUGUAAUUUAAUUUUCUUAUUGUUUUCCAUUUUUUAAAGUUAUUUUACUUGGUCAGAUGCACUAUAGAGAAGCAGGAGCGACUACAACAUUCUGCACCGGAUACACGUUUAGUGGUGUUCAUUUGAAAUCUGCAUGAAUUGGCAAACUAAUGAGUAUUUUAUGUAAAACGUUGUUUCAGGUGUAGAACCGAUUUUUAUGGCUAACAGCGAAAAAGUUGAAGCGACAUACUGUAGAAAUAAAACUGGGAUUCCAGGUAAUGAGUCAGACCAGUUCUGUUCCAGAUGACACGUUUGGUCCUCACCAUGUUGCUCGGUCUUAUUUAUUUUUCCCUUAAAAAAACCUUAAACCUUAGUAGCUUUUUCCUUUCAGCGUCUGUGCUCGGCAAAGUCCAGGCUCCAGUGUGCGUCAAACUGAGAAGCACAACGUGUUGGCUCAUCGUGUCAGAAAGGCAAACAUGUUCAGUUUAGUUCAUAUCCAAGCCCCCUCCAACAUUUUUGCAUUAAUUAGUAUUAAAGUUUAGGUCACUUGCAUUAUUGGGAAACAUCCUUUUCUCUGACUGCUGUAACCAUGUUCAAGUUUGGCUACCAUGUGUUACCAAACAUGGUCGAGCAGCAGAAGUGUUAACUGACUUAUUUGGCUCAAUGCCUCAGGCUCCUUCUCCAACUUUACCUGGGCCAGUGUAACUGCAGCAACUACGUAUCUAAUAUGGGUCCAGUUUAAUAGACUGGCCUGUUGGAAUCAUCACUGAUCUGGGAAGAUCAAUUAUCAGUUGAGUGUUUGAAAGGCAAAACUUGUCCUCUUUCAACCAAGUUCUCCCCCACAUCAGAUUAAAGCUGAACUUUCAGCUUUAAUUUGAUCUACUAAAUGGCGAUGUGGCCACAAAGGUGCAGCGUGUCAUACAGCGUUCCCAUGAAGCAUUCGUGGUGUUGGCAGAAGCUGUGAAAUGGAAACUGCCUGAUUUGUAAAGCACACAGACUGGGUGGGUCCAGCCUCUGACAUUUACAGGCUGAACUCCAGUGGAUCUCAACACUGUCACAGACACCUGACACUUUCUGGAUUUGAUUGAAUCGAUUGAAAAGAUCUAUAGUUUUGAUUUCUGAGUAUUUUAAGGUGAACUUCAGUUAUUUUGAUGUGGAAAAGCUUGAGCAGCAGAUUUAAAGCGAUGAAUGUUCUGCUGAGGUUAUUUGUGACACAGAUUAAAGAAGGCAGGGUGUGAAUAUGGAGGCCCAAAGUGUUUGAGAGUACAUCAAUUAAUUGUUGAUCAUGUAGAAUAUAAGUGUAAUUAAAGGUGGCUUAAUUCAUAACUCAAUGUUAAGGUUUUUAAGGAGGAUCUAAGAUUUUUCUGUGUUUUUAGUUUAUAAUGGAAUUUGUCUGUCGCUGUUCCCUUAUGUUUUAGCUGAUAACUACAACUUGUGGCAUAGACGGUGUACACAAUGGGCCGAGCCACUGUGAUAUCACCCACUGGUUAGUGACGUUUGCUACGGGGCCUCGAACUGAGUGUUUUUGCCGUUCCUACCUUGAAACCAAUGAGGCAGGUGAGGAGGAUCUGAAACAGCUUGACUAAUGACCUGUCAGUGAUACAACUGAGGAAGACCCGAUAACCACAGUGGUCGCCCCCCGAUGGCCAUUGAAAAUAACACUGCAGGUUGAAGGCUGCACUGGGUUCACUUUUCACAUCAGUCUUUACUGUCUGUGCCUGCAAGCAAGCAAACUGCUGCCCACAUUAGUCAGUCAGCACAGCUUAGAGUAACUAAUGCUGAAUCUAGCUGCUAGUAUAACAACAACUUGGAUAAGGUUAUAAUCUAGUUUUCUGUUUAGCAAACAUUAGCUCAUUAACCAGUGACGUCUGAAGCCUUUUGAGCAGCCGUUCAGAAAACAGCCCUUUACUGUAGUGCUAACCUUGGUUAGCUCUAAAGCUAGCUUGGCAGCUUAACUGCCUCGGUGAGCAGCAUGAGUUGCCUUUUAAAACCAACUUGGUUAUAAAUAAACAGAGUAAGGUGUUCCCACAUUUCUGUUGAAUACCUUCAGCACUAUUGCUGUUCUCGCUCCAAGCAGCUAACUGACUAUAGUUGAAAGCUGUUGAUGAGCUUGCUUUAACCCAUUUUAAUAUUAAAAUUUUAAAUGCAUUUUGACAAACUUGUCCCCACCUUAGUCCUGUAAGAGAUUAAGUUCUCACUACAAAAUAAAUGAGAUCAGUUCGAGAACGCUCGUCGCUAACACAAAUGUUGGAUUGUUUUAUUUAUUAAUGAAGACGUUGAAGUUUCUGGUCACCAUUUGAUGCACUAAGGCCGUUCAUUGGUUGUUUUCAGAGCUUUGUGGAUAUGGUGCUUGUUUUGUGCCGUGUUUGUCCUCCAUUAUUGCUCAGCCUGCUGUCAGUGCAUUAGUUGAUCUAUGCAUACAUGUUUGGGUCCCCCCCCAGAUGUUUUAAAUUGGGUGACAAGAGAAGCAAGUGUUGGAGACGACAAGAUAUUUUAUGUAAAACUGCUAAGGAGCUGCACAAAAACAAACAAAACUGUAGAUGGGCUUUAUUUAUGUUUCCCUUUGAAGUUCUUCCUUUUCAUCCAAGACUUGACGAUCCCACUGCUCUGGAUCACAAGCAGUGAGAAGAUGUGGAUGAAGAAGAGGGGAGUCAUGUGUGUGUAUAUACUGAGGACACCAAAUAAAC
This is a messenger RNA of Oreochromis niloticus (Nile tilapia), 6765 nucleotides long. RefSeq names its product zinc finger, CCHC domain containing 2 (gene zcchc2). NCBI's taxonomy places the organism in Eukaryota, Metazoa, Chordata, Actinopteri, Cichliformes, Cichlidae. The transcript is spliced from 14 exons. Gene Ontology annotation, molecular function: zinc ion binding; nucleic acid binding. Bases 205 to 3480 code for a protein of 1091 amino acids. The record is from RefSeq and is a predicted model, not a curated record.